GUUUACAACCUUUGUGCGAGUGUACAACACUGGCUGGAAGGAUAUUCUGAGAUUCAGGUUCACUACGUGCGAGAUCUGCCAACAACUGAAGGCCUCUCUAGCAGACAAAGGUCUUUCGCUGGAGCAGAAGCUGGGUGAACUUCAAGCCUACAGAAAGCACCUCAGAGAUCAGUAUGACGACAGGUCCAGAGUAUGGGAACUCGAGGCCAUGUCUGCCGAGGCAGACUCCAACGUCUUGCUGCUUUCUGUUGACGGAAUGGAUCAAGCGAAAUUCGCGGUUCCACGAGAUCCUCAAUUGCGUUGUUCCUCCGCUCUAGCUUCGGCCAUCCGUCCGCGGAUGAUGGUUCAUGCUUGCCACGCUCAUGGCUACAUCCUGAACAUCAGGGUGGCCGACGAGACUCUGAAGCAUGACUCCAGCUUCGUUUUGGAUCUCGUUUCCGAGACCCUUGAAAAGCGCUUCAAAGUGCGUGUGGCUGCCCUGGCAUUCUUGCGCAAAUCUCACACGCACAACGGAUUAGAUCAACUCUUCGGCAUUUUGGCGCGGCGCUUGGCCUCGACUGACCGCAUCUUGAACGACGAGGACGUAAUCAAGGUGCUGCGGCACGAAUGCCACAGGCCGGGUGUGCGGUCCUGGCUGGGCGCUCAUGUUGCUGUUUGCGUGGAGAAGUCAGCAGCUGUCAGAGCCUGGGCCGACCACGUCGCCAAGACUGGUGUCAAGUUUGAAGGCGGUCUGCUUUGCGACAAGAGCUCGAAUCACUUCUUCCUGUUCAUGUUGUAUCGAGAUCUGCCCGCAGCUCUUCAAGAGCGCGUGAAGCGACGUCGUGGUGCUGGCACGCCUGGAGCUUUUGAUGUAGUUGUGCUGGUGAAGGAGUACAUUUGCUCCGUCGACUUGGGGCAAGAGCCGUUUGUGUGCAUGCCUACCCAGCGCUGCUUGCACGGCGGCUUGGUGCCUUCUGAGAAGCAUGCUCUCCGGGACAAGGACACGGCCAAGGAGAAAUGGCGGAAGACUGGCCAGCUCGUGCUACAGGCGUACGGUGCAUCCGGUCUGAACGAAGAGUACAGAAGAGCAUUUGACUAUUUGCAGCACUUGGUGAAUGAUACUAUGUGGAGGCAGGCUCGACUGGGUCCUCUCCACUGGCUGGAUCGCGUUGGACAACGACCAGCUGUGAACGAUGCGGAGCCUGUCUUGCACCAGAGUGUGCUGGACGCAUUGGCGCCGAAAGUGCCCUUGCGUGUCGUCUUUCAAAGGCCGAUGUCAUCAGACACUGAGUUCGUCGAUGUCAUUAGAACUUCGCAGCUGGAGCCCGUCGAUGUCAUUAGAACUUCGCAGCUGGAGCCCGAGUGGCUUUCCGUCCUCUGUGGCGUUUUGCAUUCGGUGAAGUGCUCGAAGCUUGAAGUGAUUUUGGAAGUUUUUCGCCUGGCCGUCGUGGAAACAGGCUUGAGGGCAAUGGCAGGCUUUCUGCAACGAUGCAAGGAGGCUAUCGAGGAGAAAAUUGCGUGCAAAGAGGACGGUGUGAAGACCGAGUCGGGUGCCUCCCCUGCCAAGAAGUGGUGUUCCCUCUUCGAGAAACAGUUGUCGAAGCUGGCGGGCAACCUGGAGCUCGUGAAGGAGGUCGUGGAGUAUUUGAGCUUCUGGCAGCAGGAUGCUGCAGAUCUUCAGGUCUUGACCACUGAGCAGUUUCAGUGUCCGGCCGACGGCUUGCCGCCGGCCCGGGACUUUAUAACAGUCUGGGAAAGCAUGUUGGUGACAGGGACAGACCUGUCGCGGGAGCCCUUGAGUGUCAGCGUGCAGCUCAACGGGAACCACUCGCAGAACCUCGCGAAUGUCGGCGUGGACAUCAUCAAGGGCUUCACGAAGGCAAGCUGUUUGGCAUUUACCUUGGCGAUCCUGGCGGACCGGGAUCCGGACUCCGAGGAGGACUGGCCCUUGAUCGAGCCCUUCAGCAAGCUGCUCGACCGUGGCUUCUUGGUGUCGGUGAACAUGUCGACGGUGGAGCAGAGCUUCUCCAACCUGGCCCUCUCGUUCAGAGGGGUGCAGCCCAGGAUCAUCUCCUUGGCCUUGCGCUUCAACGACAUCUUAAAGACGAAGACCAAGCAGGGAGCGCAUCCCUCCGGAUGGAACGUGGAGCGACGCAUCGAGGCCAUCGUGGAAGACUUUAACGGCAGCUCCCUCAUGACCUCCAAGUUCGCCCUCGACGGUGAAAAGAUCAAGGCCGUUUGCAACGUGAUUGUCGGGACUUGCGAGGAGACCCUGACAUUGAUGCAGUCCCAUUUGCACACAACGAAAUGGAAAGACUCGGCCUUCAGCCACAGCCUCAUCAAGUCGAACCGAUGGUUGAUUGGCGCCUCCCGGCGAGUUGAUCACAACUACAUGCGCAGCCUGCUUGUGGUGACAGCCGAGAUCCAGGCUUUCUUCGUGCGCAACCACAUCCUCGCUUUCUUGAGGGAGGCCGCCAAGCAGUUUCCCGAGAAGGACUUCAGCUCCUUGAAGCAGGCGGUGGACAACAGGCUCGUCCCCAUCGUUCGCGUUGUGUUGCUCACUAUUGCAUAA
This is a messenger RNA of Symbiodinium necroappetens, 2551 nucleotides long. The record is from the annotation of a GenBank genome assembly. NCBI's taxonomy places the organism in Eukaryota, Dinophyceae, Suessiales, Symbiodiniaceae.